GAUUUUAAGCAACAAUUACAUUUUCUUCAUUGUUUCGAAGACCUAAAGACGGAGGAAGGAGCGAGAAGCCGGAAACCGAAAUUUUAGUAACAUCUUGGAACCGAAAUCAUAAAAGCGAGAUGUCUGGCGCCGUAGCGUUACAGAUACCGAAUUCGCCGAUUUUUUCAUCCCCUAGAAUUCCUUCCAUCUUUUGCAAGUCAUGUGCGUCGCCUUCGAUCCAUGGACCGCAAUCUCCUAAAUCGUUAUUAUUACCUUCAUCAUCAUCAUCAUCAUCAUCAUCUUCGGCUUCUGCAUUGCCGAAAUCUCCGUUGGCGACUCGGAUUUGUGAGAAAAGGUUGGAAGUUAAUUCCUGUGCAGUGUUGAAGAGGAAAAGGCCGGCGAAGAUUGAUAUACCGGUGGUCGGAGGUGUUUGGGGAUUCGAUUUAGAGACGCCGAGAAAGGAGGAAGAAAGAAUUGAAGUUGUAGAGGUUGAAGGAGAUGGGUAUUCUGUUUAUAGUAAACGAGGAAGGAGAGGGCUAAUGGAGGAUCGUCACUCUGCUUUUGUUGAUGUCAAAGGCGAUUCUAAACAGGCUUUCUUUGGUGUUUUUGAUGGGCAUGGAGGAGCAAAGGCAGCAGAAUUCGCCUCUAAGAAUUUGCAGAAGAACAUAUUGGCAGAGGUAUCAAACAGAUGCGAAGAGGAAGGAAUUGAAAUGGCAAUUAAAAAUGGCUACUUGACUACAGACAGAGAGUUUUUAAAUCAAAGUGUUGGUGGCGGAGCUUGUUGUGUGACUGCAUUGAUUCACAACGGCGACCUUGUUGUUUCCAACGCCGGUGAUUGCCGGGCUGUCAUGAGCAGAGGAGGAGUUGCAGAAGUACUCACCUCUGAUCAUCAACCUUCAAGGCAAGACGAAAGAGAAAGAAUUGAAUCCCUGGGCGGUUAUGUGGAUUGUUCCCAUGGAGUUUGGAGGAUACAAGGGACUCUUGCUGUAACUAGAGGAAUUGGAGACAGAAAUCUUAAACAAUGGGUGAUUGCAGAACCAGAAACUAAAGUUUUAAGGAUUAAACCUGAUUGUGAAUUCUUGAUCUUAGCCUCUGAUGGUCUUUGGGAUAAGGUUACUAAUCAGGAGGCAGUAGAUAUCGUUCGCCCUUUAUGCAUAGGAAUCAAAAAACCAGAACUAUUCUCUGCUUGUAAAAAGCUGACUGAAUUGUCACAAAGAAGGGGCUCAAUUGAUGAUAUAAGUGUACUGAUAAUACAAUUAGGUCAUUUCAGUCCAUAAUUUUACUUCUUGGAGAGGGGGAAUUGGGAUCAAUUUUGCUUCUUCUGCAAGUGGGCUUUUUCCAAAGAAACUUGUAGUUAAAACAAGGGUGGACUGGACAGGGCGGCCCAUUCCAAGUUAUGUCCUCAUCAUCUUGGUGGCUGCGGCUGCGGCCGUGGCUGAUGAUGGUGUACUGGUGGGAAGGACACUUUGAUGUACACUAUCAUGACUGUAAUAUAGAAAUCACCUCUGUUCCUGAUCUCUCGAAGCUUAUGCGAGCUUUGUAAUCAAUUUUCCAAGAUAUAAAAUACAAUUUCAUAUACUAAA
This is a messenger RNA of Jatropha curcas, 1562 nucleotides long. RefSeq names its product phosphatase 2C5 (gene PP2C5). NCBI's taxonomy places the organism in Eukaryota, Viridiplantae, Streptophyta, Magnoliopsida, Malpighiales, Euphorbiaceae. The record is from RefSeq and is a predicted model, not a curated record. Gene Ontology annotation, biological process: protein dephosphorylation. Gene Ontology annotation, molecular function: cation binding; protein serine/threonine phosphatase activity.